AUGCGUUCCGAUGAGAUCGCUAGGUGCUAUAUUUUAGCAUCAAUUAGCAAUGGGUUGCAACAGCAACAUCAGAACAUGCUGACGGCUACAGAUAUGAUCUACAGCAUUGCUGAAAUGUUCGGCAGCCAAGGCCGUCAAGCCAAGCAAACUGCGGUGCGUAACUUCAUGAACUGCCAGAUGAAAUCUGGCACUCUUGUUCAGGACCAUAUGCUAUUGAUCAUAAGUCACCUGAAUGAGAUGGAGCUCAUGGGAGCUGAAAUAGAUGGGGAAACUCAGGUGGAUAUGAUCCUAGAGACUCUCCUGGAGAUGUUCGACAACUUUAAACUCAACUAUUCGAUGAACAAGUUGAACUAUUCACUCCCAGAACUCAUGAAGGAGCUUCAGACUGUGGAAACCCUACUGCUUAAAGGAAAAAAGAGGAAUGGAGAGGCAAACCUUGCUGAAGCAAAGCCUUCCACCUCUGGCGCCAAGAAACAGAAGAAAGUCCGCAACAAGAAGAAACCGGCUGGAACAAAUGCCCCCUUGGCAGAUUAG
Molecule: messenger RNA, 534 nt
Organism: Morus notabilis
Lineage: Eukaryota; Viridiplantae; Streptophyta; Magnoliopsida; Rosales; Moraceae
Exons: 1
Coding region: 1-534 (177 amino acids)
Source: RefSeq, a predicted model, not a curated record